Triticum dicoccoides is the source of this 1596-nucleotide messenger RNA. Its product is annotated as disease resistance protein RGA5-like. The record is from RefSeq and is a predicted model, not a curated record. The annotation marks the transcript as partial. Gene Ontology annotation, biological process: defense response to other organism. The transcript is spliced from 2 exons. Lineage: Eukaryota; Viridiplantae; Streptophyta; Magnoliopsida; Poales; Poaceae. Gene Ontology annotation, molecular function: ADP binding.
ACACUCGCCAAUGAGGUAUACCAUAAGCUGAAGGCGGAAUUUCAUUGUAGUGCAUUUGUGCCGGUGUCUCAAAAGCCCAACAUUCCAAAACUUCUGAAUAGUUUAUUAACCCAACUUGGGUGUGGACAACCUUUUCAUGAUUGUGAAUUAAAUGUUCUUCUCGACCAACUCAGAGAAAACCUGAAAAACAAGAGGUACUUGGUUAUCAUCGAUGAUCUAUGGGAUGUAUCAGCAUGGAAUAUUAUUAAAUGUGUUUUCCCAGAAAAUAAUCUUGGUAGUAGAUUAAUAGUAACUACAAGAAUCAAGGCUUUGGCUGAGGCAUGUUGUUUCGGUCACCAUGAGCACAUUCUUGAAAUGAAACCUCUUAGUGAAGAAGAAUCAAGAAAAUUGUUUUUUGGUAGGAUAUCUGGCUCUGAAGAAGCUUGUUCAGGUCAACUCAGAGAUGUUUCAGUUCAGAUUCUCAAGAAGUGUGGUGGUUUGCCGCUUGCAAUCAUUAGCAUAUCCGGCCUAUUAGCAAGUGAAAGUUCCAACCAAAAGGAGAAGUGGAAAUAUGUACUGAAUUCGUUGGGGUCAGUGUCGGGCACAAAUCUCACCUUGGAAGCAAUGAGACAGAUCUUGAACCUUAGUUACAAAAAUCUUCCUCACCACCUCAAGACGUGCUUCUUGUAUCUUGGUAUGUUUCCAGAGGACUAUGAAAUAUUUAGGUUUGAUUUGUUAAGACUAUGGGUGUCUGAAGGUUUCGUUAGCAAAGCACGUGGACAAAGCCUAGAACAGACUGCGAUAAGUUAUUUCAAUGAGCUUGUCAACAUGAGCCUUAUUCAACCUGUACAGAUUAAAAGCGAUGGGUCAGUAGGAUCUUGCAAAGUACACGAUAUGUUGUUGUAUCUUAUCUUGUACAAGUCUGCAGAGGAGAAUUUUAUCACUGUUGUAGACAACCCAGAGGCCAUUACAGGACAACUUCAAAAGACCCGUCGGAUGCUCUUCAACUUGGACGGUGCAACAUUGCCAGGUGACGUUAGCAUGUCACAAGUGCGAUCAUUUGCAAAUUGGAGAGGCUCCCUGAAUAUACCUCCUCUGGUAGAAUUCAAGUAUCUUCGAGUUUUUAUUGCUGACUUUACUUCUAGUUCUGAAGAUGACAACCGGAAAAUCGACCUGACAGGACUGUGUAAGUUAUAUCAGCUGCGACAUAUAUGGAUUCGUGGCUGUAGUAAGUACCAGCUACCAACCCAAAUUAGUGGGUUACAGAUGUUGGAAACAUUCGAUAUAGAUGGGUCCUGUAUCCCAAUGGAUAUUUUUCUCCUGCCACAGUUGUUGAAUCUGCAUGUUCCAUUUGUUCAAAGGCUGCCCGAGGGCAUUGGUAAAAUGAGAUCCCUACAACAUCUGCAUAAGUUUAAUAUGCUGCACACCUCACUCGACAGUAUCAAGGGCCUAGGAGAGCUCACCAAUCUGCUCACUCUAUCUCUCAGAACCGGUUUCUCUGAAGACGUGGACAUGGAUGUUCUAAACUCUUCUUUGGCAAAACUGUGUGACCUCAAGUUCCUGGACAUAAUUUCACAUGCUGCUCCUUGGAUACCUGAGGCACUAACCUUGUCGCCU